This is a messenger RNA of Candida albicans SC5314, 2130 nucleotides long. It is a transcript of the gene MNN24, whose product is annotated as Mnn24p. The transcript has a single exon. Gene Ontology annotation, biological process: mannan biosynthetic process. Gene Ontology annotation, molecular function: alpha-1,2-mannosyltransferase activity. The record is from RefSeq and is a predicted model, not a curated record. Gene Ontology annotation, cellular component: Golgi apparatus. NCBI's taxonomy places the organism in Eukaryota, Fungi, Ascomycota, Pichiomycetes, Serinales, Debaryomycetaceae. The coding region runs from base 1 to 2130 and encodes 709 amino acids.
AUGUUUUCUAUCCCAGUAUCAUCAAAAACUGUUCGUCUUAUACUUGUGUCAUUACUUCUAAUAACACUAAUAAAUAUAUUGGCUGCUUUCCAACGGUCAACUUUAUCAUCAUGGUUUCCUUCAUCACGUCAUAUUAUUAAUAAAUUCACUGAUUUACGAUUAGCAUUAUCAUCUCAAGAAUCGGUAUUAAGGGAUGAAGAAGGAGAAAUUUAUUCACUUGUUGGGUAUCAUCAUGAUUUUGAUUCAAAUUUAGUUGUUGUUCAAAAACAAUAUUUACUUGAAAAAACUCCAAAUGAAGAUACAACUGAACAUUUUUGGAAUUUUUUGCAAUCAAAUUUUGAAACCAAAUCUGAAUAUGAUUUAAAUUUAAUUGAUGGAUAUAAUUAUAAAAAAUUAAUUAAACAUCUAAAUGAACAAAAUGAAUUACAAUUGAGUCAUUCAUUUGUUGAACAAUAUAAAAUGGAAAAUCAAUUUAUUCAAUCUUUUCAAAAUUUUUUCGUUCAAUUAAUUGAUACCAUUGAAGAUUGUAAACCAGAUUUAGAUCCAAUAAAUAAUGAUAAUCAUUAUCCUAAUGGUGAUAAAAUCGUGAAAUAUUAUGAAUUAAGAAAUAAAAUCCCACUGGAAAAUAUGAAACAGUUUAAUAUUGAACGAUUAAUUCAUCGGAAUGGAAGAAUACCGAUUUAUGGUGGACAUUUACGUGAACAAUAUAAAGAUGAAUUAAUUAGAAAUAAAGAAUUCUUAUCAAUGUAUUUAACAUUAAGUGAUUCGGAAAUAUCAGCAUUGAAAAAAUCCCAUACAAAAUUUUUGGAAACGAUGAUGGAAAAUUGGCCAGAAAAUUUAUUUAAAUUUAAUAAAUUUAAUAAUUUCAUGAAAGGUGAUGGUAUUGUUUAUUUAGGUGGUGGGAAAUAUAAUCAAUUAGUACUUUUAUCAAUUAAAAUACUUCGAGAAAAUGGGUCACGAUUACCAGUAGAAGUAAUCAUCCCAUACAAGAACGAUUAUGAUAUUCAAUUUUGUGAUCGAGUUUUACCAACUUUAAAUGGGAAAUGUAAAUUAAUGACAGAUUAUUUACCUCAAACAUUUGUUGAUAAAAUUAGUGGAUUCCAAUUGAAAAAUAUUGCCCUUUUGAUAUCAUCAUUCGAAAGGAUUUUAUACCUUGAUGCUGAUAAUAUCCCCAUUAGAAAUCCUGAUGUUUUAUUUACUAAUGCACCAUUUACAACUAAACAUCUCGUUGUAUGGCCAGAUUUAUGGAGACGGUCUACAUCACCACAUUAUUAUACCAUUGCUGGUAUUGAAGUUGAUCCUAAUUUUAAAGUAAGAAAUUCUUAUGUUGAUGGAGAUGAAAGAGGUAAAUAUACUGAUUCAAUGUAUUAUUCUUAUCAUGAUUGUAAAGGAUCAAUCCCUGAAGCUAGUUCUGAAACUGGACAAUUAUUAAUCAAUAAAAAAAUUCAUUUCCAAACAUUAAUAUUAGCAAUGUAUUAUAAUUAUUAUGGACCAGAUUAUUAUUAUCCCCUUUUCAGUCAAGGAGCAGCUGGAGAAGGUGAUAAAGAAACAUUUAUUGCUGCUGCCCAUAAAUUAGAUUUACCUUAUUAUCAAGUGGGUGAAUUCAAUAGAGAAUUUGGUCCUAUUAAUGAUAAUACCCGAAAACAUGAAUUUUAUGGAAUGGGACAAUAUGAUCCUAUUAUAGAUUAUUAUAUGUCAACAAUAACAACAACUCAAAAAGAUACCAAAAAGAAAAUCAAUUAUAAUUCACCAUUACCAGAAAAAUAUGCCGCCAAUGAUGAAGAUGAUACUUGUUCCAAUUAUGAUUUCCAUUUAUUCCAAUCAUCAUCAUUAUUUUUCUUACAUGCAAAUUGGCCCAAAUAUUAUAUUGAAAAAUUAUUUUUAUAUAGUUAUGAUGAAGAUAGAGGUCCUGUAACCAAUGAUGGUGAUAAAAGACGAUUAUAUGGUAAUGAAUUGAAAAAAGAAUUAGGGGGAUAUGAUUUUGAAUUAAAUAUUAUGAAAAAUCUUCAUUGGUGUUUUUGUGAAGAACCAUUGAUUGAUUUAAUUGGUAUUCCUGUUGUUGGAUCAAAAACUAGAACAGAUGUUUGUAUUGCAAUUAAAAAUCAUAUAGAAUUUUUAGAAAUAUCAUAA